GACGUCCCCGCGCGCUGCGUCAGACCAAUGGCGAUGGAGCUGAGUUGGAGGAGAGAAGUUUGAGUAAGAGAUAAGGAAGAGAGGUGCCCGAGCCGCGCCGAGUCCGCCGCAGCCGCAGCGCCUCCGCUCCGCCAACUCCGCCGGCUUAGAGUGGACUCCGGAUCCGCGAGGGCGCGGCGUAGCCGGGCAGCGGCUCUCUCAUCCUUGGCAACCCCAAGGGCCACUGUUUCCCACUUAGCCACAGCUCCAGCAUCCUCUCUGUGGGCUGUUCACCAACUGUCCAACCACCAUUUCACUGUGGACAUUACUCCCUCUUACAGAUAUGGGAGACAUGGGAGAUCCACCAAAAAAAAAACGUCUGAUUUCCCUAUGUGUUGGUUGCGGCAAUCAAAUUCAUGAUCAGUAUAUUCUGAGGGUUUCUCCGGAUUUGGAAUGGCAUGCGGCAUGUUUGAAAUGUGCGGAGUGUAAUCAGUAUUUGGACGAGAGCUGUACGUGCUUUGUUAGGGAUGGGAAAACCUACUGUAAAAGAGAUUAUAUCAGGUUGUACGGUAUCAAAUGCGCCAAGUGCAGUAUCGGCUUCAGCAAGAACGACUUUGUGAUGCGCGCCCGCUCCAAGGUGUACCACAUCGAGUGUUUCCGCUGCGUGGCCUGCAGCCGCCAGCUCAUUCCAGGGGACGAGUUUGCGCUGCGGGAGGACGGGCUCUUCUGCCGCGCGGACCAUGAUGUGGUGGAGAGAGCCAGUCUGGGCGCUGGUGACCCUCUGAGUCCCCUGCAUCCGGCAAGGCCGCUGCAAAUGGCAGCUGAGCCUAUCUCCGCCCGGCAGCCGGCCCUGCGGCCCCACGUCCACAAACAGCCUGAGAAGACCACCCGAGUGCGGACUGUGCUGAAUGAGAAGCAGCUGCACACCUUGCGGACCUGCUAUGCUGCCAACCCCCGGCCAGAUGCGCUCAUGAAGGAGCAACUGGUGGAGAUGACAGGCCUCAGCCCCCGCGUGAUUCGAGUCUGGUUUCAAAACAAGCGGUGCAAGGACAAGAAGCGAAGCAUCAUGAUGAAGCAGCUCCAGCAGCAGCAACCCAAUGACAAAACCAAUAUCCAGGGAAUGACAGGAACUCCCAUGGUGGCUGCCAGUCCAGAGAGACACGACGGUGGGUUACAGGCUAACCCAGUAGAGGUACAAAGUUACCAGCCACCUUGGAAAGUACUGAGUGACUUCGCCUUGCAGAGUGACAUAGAUCAACCUGCUUUUCAGCAACUGGGCGGCGGAGUGGGGAGAGGAAAACAGCCCAACCAAUAGGCAGCAGAAACAACAAGGAAGAAAGCCCAUACUGUGAGUGAGCCCUCCAAAGAGUUAAUCCUUGGUCCAGGGAGCCUCCUCUGCGUGUGUGUGUGUGUGUGUGUGUGUGUGUGUUAUGAAUUUUCCAACUCCAAAAGAGAAGCUUUGAUGCCUAGAGACUGAGAACUUGCCUGCUCCCAGGGCAACAUGUAGCCAGCAGAAUAAUUUUAUUUUGAGCAUGCAUAGUAGAGUUGUGAUGCCAUUUUACAGUGGCAUUUGUUCUUGAAUAAUUUAAUGCAACAUAAUGUUGGGAAUUCAGUUUGACUAAAACAGAUCUUUAAGAAGAUAGGAAAGUGAGAGGAUUUCUUCUCAACUUUUCUCUUCAUAGGCUUUCUGUGAGCCUGUUAUAUAUGUGGGUAUCUUUAUCUAUUUACACAAACACUUGUAUAUACAUUACAAUUUGAUGAGCUUAUGUUUUUAUGAAUAUUUUUACAGCCUCCUUUAUUUACUUCUCAACCUUCC
Messenger RNA from Heterocephalus glaber (naked mole-rat), 1795 nucleotides. Lineage: Eukaryota; Metazoa; Chordata; Mammalia; Rodentia; Bathyergidae. The record is from RefSeq and is a predicted model, not a curated record.